AUGCUCUUCAGGAUCUGUAGCGUCGACAGGAUGGGGGCGACUGAGAAACUGCCGCCGCAACAGCACCAUCUUCGGCGUCGUUUUUCCACGGGUGCCGCUUCGGGAGCCAUUGUUGUCCGCACCCCAAGCGCACACGUAGGUCACGGGCGAAGGAGUGCUCACGACCAGGCACAAGGAGAUAGGACGGCGGGAGAGAAAACCUUCAGUGGCAUAGUCCGCACGGAGGGAGAGGCAUGGGGCGGGGAGGGGCAGCCUCCGGCAGGGGGUGAUGAUGAUGAGGAGGAGGAGGAGGAGGAGGAGGUUAUGGCGACCACUAGAGGGCGCAAGGAGAGAAGAGACAGCGUGACCGAUAGCAUCGUCAAAGAGCGCGAGCAACAUCUAGUGCGCCUCGCCAAGGCCGAGGUGGAUACGGCAAUGGCAAAGACCUUCAAGGCGUCAUCGUUGGGAUCCCGCAAGAGGCCUCGCCAAGCUGGGGGAUUCAACAAGGCGUACGAUCGAACCGGAAAGCAGGUUCACUCGGAUUUUGCUGCCGGAGGCUUCGCGCGUUGGAUGGGUUCAGCCUCGAAGGGGUGGCCCACGUUCAGGCACCGACUUCCGGAGGUAGCCCUAGCGGGCCACACGAACUGCGGGAAGUCUACCCUGGUGAACGCCCUGUCGGGGAUACACCCCCGCAGGGGUCCCGCCUCCACCUCCGACCGCGCGGGCUGGACAGACCUCGUCGGUUUCUACCAAGUGGGCAAGAAGCCCCCUGUGCUGACUAUGGUCGAUCUUCCCGGGUAUGGCCACGCUGUCGCAACGAGGCACGCGAUCAAGGGGUGGUUGAGGAUGAUCAAGGAGUACAUCACCACCCGGCAAGAGCUCAUCAGGUGCUGCGUUCUCGUAGACUGCACCCGAGGAUUCUGCGAAGAGGACCGGGCCCUGCUGCAGCUUCUCGCCAAGCGUAACAUCCCAUACCAGAUCGUCCUGACCAAGGCGGACCUCCUCACUCCCGAGCUGCUGUCGGCUUGCGUGCUGCUUCUGCGGCGUGACCUGUCCGACCUUUGCGGCCAGGAGGCCGGCUCGACGGCUCCGUUUUCGGCCGUGUGCGGCACCUCCGGGGCCGGGGUAACGACCCUCUGGAAGGACCUGGCCAAGCAGGCGGCCAAGGCACCCGGAUCGCUCGUGGCGAUGCAGGCGGCCCAUCUAGCCGCGAGAAAAGCUAGGGAGAAGGAAGAGGCAGAUUUAAUGGCUAGAAAGGCAGCGAGAACGAGCAGGGAACACUGACGAAGUAUGACGAUGGUGGUCGCGGUGGCAGAGGGAGCUUUGGCUCAAAUUGCCAGUGGAUAGAAGCGGUCUAGUGACCGGAUGGUACAGUGUCGUCGACGGCUUUUGUUGCCUUUGCUUUUGAUGUUGUGUUUGAAUGUAUUUCUGGUCUGUCCGAGCUUUUGUGUCGGAAAUGGGAAGUAUAGCUGUCGAAUGUCCUGCAGUACUUCGAAGAUUUCGUUGUUCGAAACCAACCGUUAGUGGUUGAAAAUGAGUCAAAGGAAGAACGACACAACAUGGUAAUGGGGUGUGCCCCAAGCUAAAAGGAACACAGUAGUUAUUGGCGGCGUGCAAUGCGGGGCUGGGACGGACCUGGGAAGACCCCGCAAUCGUCCGCAGUUUCUACCC
Ectocarpus siliculosus is the source of this 1650-nucleotide messenger RNA. The record is from the annotation of a GenBank genome assembly. Lineage: Eukaryota; Phaeophyceae; Ectocarpales; Ectocarpaceae.